Molecule: messenger RNA, 806 nt
Organism: Myodes glareolus (Bank vole)
Lineage: Eukaryota; Metazoa; Chordata; Mammalia; Rodentia; Cricetidae
Source: RefSeq, a predicted model, not a curated record
AAAAAAAAAAAAAAAAACCAUUGCCGGAACCAAAGAGCUGUGCACCCCGUGAUGGCAACGGCGCGGUGUGAGUGUUGCACUGAGUCCGCUUACCUCCGUUCCGCUUCUUCCGGCUGCACCGAGAGGUCGCAGGUUCCUACUAUGUAGCUCUGGCUGGAACGCUGUCAACCUUUAUCACUGCUGGUGUUACAUAUCCCUGAUCACCUGGUGGAGCCUCUGCAGAGAAGAAUUACUAUACUUAUGGCUGGUGUUUUGCGUUCAGUAUUUCAGAGGCCUCCAGGCAGACUGCAGACUGUGAAGAAAGGUGUGGAAUCUCUCAUUGGUACAGAUUGGAUUCGUCACAAAUUUACCAGAUCAAGGAUUCCAGAUAAAGUGUUUCAGCCUAAACCUGAAGAUCAUGAAAAAUAUGGUGGGGACCCCCAGCACCCUCAUAAACUACACAUUGUUACAAGAAUAAAAAGUACAAAAAGGCGUCCUUACUGGGAAAAGGAUACAAUCAAGAUGCUUGGACUGCAGAAGGCACACACCCCUCAAAUUCACAAGAACAUCCCUUCAGUGAACGCAAAGUUGAAAGUUGUUAAACACUUGAUACGUAUCCAGCCCCUGAAGCUGCCACAAGGACUUCCCACAGAAGAGACCAUGUCUAGCACGUGCCUCAAGAGCACUGGGGAAUUGGUGGUACAGUGGCACCUGAAGCCUGUGGAACAGGAAGCAAAGUCUUGAUGUCACCCGGCUGCAGAUUACAAACCGCAGUUACUGAGGAAACGUUUCUCAUUAAAGUGUUUAUCAUCAGUCGUUUCCACUGA